Messenger RNA from Armigeres subalbatus, 971 nucleotides. RefSeq names its product splicing factor 3A subunit 2 (gene Sf3a2). Gene Ontology annotation, biological process: spliceosomal complex assembly. The transcript has 2 exons. NCBI's taxonomy places the organism in Eukaryota, Metazoa, Arthropoda, Insecta, Diptera, Culicidae. Gene Ontology annotation, molecular function: nucleic acid binding; zinc ion binding. The coding region runs from base 152 to 913 and encodes 253 amino acids. The record is from RefSeq and is a predicted model, not a curated record. Gene Ontology annotation, cellular component: U2-type prespliceosome; U2 snRNP; nucleus.
UGGACCAAUCGUGGUCUUAGCCAGUCAAAAAGACCAACCCAAAGAAAAAAAAGACGGAGCAUCGCGCAGUUUUAAUUUUGUUUAAUUCGUGAUAUUCUCACAAAUACCUAAAAAUUAUUACUGAUUUAUUUUGUAAGUCAAACCCUUCGGAAUGGAUUUCCAAAACCGUGCCGGUGGUAAAACCGGUGGCGGAGGCCCUGCCUCCUGGUCGGAAAGCAACCGUGACCGACGAGAACGUCUUCGGCAACUCGCCCUGGAAACCAUAGAUCUGAACAAGGAUCCCUACUUUAUGAAGAACCAUUUGGGUUCAUAUGAAUGUAAACUUUGCUUGACGCUGCACAACAAUGAAGGAAGCUAUCUGGCUCACACCCAGGGCAAGAAACAUCAAGGUAACCUAGCCCGUCGUGCGGCCAAGGAAGCAAAGGAAGCUCCAUCCAGUAUGCAACCGGAGAAGCCUCGAAUCGAGCCGAAAAAGUUUGUGAAAAUUGGUCGCCCCGGUUAUCGGGUCACGAAGCAGCGCGAUUCCGACAAUGGUCAGCAGUCGCUGCUGUUCCAGAUCGAUUACCCGGAAAUAACCGACGGCAUCAUUCCGCGGCAUCGUUUCAUGUCGGCCUACGAGCAGAAAAUCGAACCCCCGGACCGUAAGUGGCAGUAUUUGCUGUUUGCGGCGGAACCGUACGAGACGAUCGCCUUCAAAGUACCCUCCCGCGAGGUGGAAAAGACCGAAGGCAAAUUCUGGACGCACUGGAACAAGGACACCAAGCAGUUCUUCCUGCAGUUUUCGUUCAAGCUGGAACCGAAAAUCAUUCCACCGCCGCCGCCGAAUAUGCGCGUACCGCAUCCCGGUCGGCCAAUGUUUAAUCCGGUCCCACCACCGCCGAUGGGAAUGGUACCCGUUCCUCCUCAUAUGUAAGUACAAAUGGUGAAAACAACAACUCUUUCUAGCAAUAUAACUAUUUGUACGUGGUAAA